UAGUGUAUUUACGUACGCUUGAAUAAUAUAGACCACCUAUAUUAUUUCUUCAAGAGCUUGCCCUAGAACACCUCCCAUUUAUCCUCUUACACUUUUGCUAAUCUAAAAUCCUAAACUAUAUAGGUUCUGUCGUAAACAUCAACAACUUAUAAGUUAUAUGUAAUAGAACAACAAAUAUAUACAUAUUUAUCUGAUCAUUUUACAGAUCUUGAGAGAUUUAACUGGUUGAUGUCUUCUUGUGGUACCAUUAACCUUAUUUUAUCCUUGACUAGAUAGUAAAUGAAUAUUCAUUUUCUUCUUCAUCUUCUAGUUUUAGUAGUCAUUGAACUGUUGAAGAAAUGAUAAAAUUUGGAGAAAAUUAUUAUGCGUACGCUUUGUGAUAACUGUGAGAGUGCUGCUGCUAUUGUCUUCUGUGCAGCUGAUGAGGCUGCUCUAUGCCGUGCCUGCGAUUAUAAGGUUCAUAUGUGUAAUAAGCUUGCUGGUCGCCAUGUCCGAGUUGGUCUUGCAGAUCCGAGCGAUGUUCCUCGUUGUGAUAUCUGUGAAAAUGCACCUGCAUUUUUUUACUGUGAGGUAGAUGGAAGUUCUCUAUGUUUGCAAUGUGACGUGAGUGUCCAUGUUGGUGGUAAAAGAAAGCAUGGUAGAUUUCUUCUACUCAGACAAAGAGUCGAGUUCCCAGGUGAUAAAACUGACGCAACUUUAGAAGCAAUGGAUCAAGGUGAGGCAAAGAGAGGGACAAUUCCUCCACCUAGGAUGACAAUGGGAGAGAAUCAUCAGCAACUCCCAUUGCCGGACUCGAAUUCGGAUCACGGACAUGGCAAAAUGGACAAUAAAUUAAUUGAUUUGAAUAUGAAGCCUCAUCGAGUUCAUGAUCAAGCUCCCAAUGAUUAGGUAUAAAAGCAUGCCAAGAGUUUUAGUUUAAUUUUCUAGAUUCAGUUAUAGGAUUGGUUUGUAAACAUUCGGCUAUUGCUCCAAUUUGAGAGUUUUUAACGUAUUGUAAUAAGAAUAGCAUCUGAUAUAAUUAUCAAAUCAAUGAAAAAAAUUAUGGAUUUAUUGUA
Molecule: messenger RNA, 1055 nt
Organism: Mercurialis annua (annual mercury)
Lineage: Eukaryota; Viridiplantae; Streptophyta; Magnoliopsida; Malpighiales; Euphorbiaceae
Product: B-box zinc finger protein 19-like
Exons: 4
Coding region: 364-888 (174 amino acids)
Biological process (GO): regulation of DNA-templated transcription; photomorphogenesis
Cellular component (GO): nucleus
Molecular function (GO): zinc ion binding
Source: RefSeq, a predicted model, not a curated record